AUGUUUCUCAGUCUCAUAAACCAUAAACUCUCUCUUUCAUCUUCUUCUUCUUAUUGCUUCUUCUAUCUUCAACCUUCAAUUUCACCCAACACUCACACUAAACCCUCUUUCCCCAUUCACUCACACAAAACCCCACUUUCUCUAACUACAACCCCAAACUUUUCAACAACCCCCAUUUUUCUCCCAUAUUUCGAACAACACGAACAAGACCAAAACAUAGAAGAACAAGAAGAACAAAAUGAACAAUCCUAUCACCAAGAUGAUCCAAUCUACAAGUUCUUCAAAACCCGCACUAAGGCUCCAUCUCAAAACCCUGGAAAACGAGGAAAACUGUCCCUUCAAAGCAAUCGUCGUUCAUCGUGGCACCUUGCUUCAGAAGCCUUUGACGAAGAAGAAGAAGACAUCCCUUUGUUGGUUGAAGACAACCAAGAAACGGAGUCUCAAAAGAAGGAACCAUCACUGCCUCAGGGUGUUGUUGGGGAAAUUCUUCAUCUUGCAAGGAAUUUGCCACAAAAUUUGACUCUAGAGGAAGCUUUGGGAGAGUAUGAAAAAAGGGUCAAUGAGAGAGAGUGUGUAGAGGUUUUGGAAACACUUGGGAAAGAACAGCUUGUGGUGUGUUGUUUGUAUUUCUUUCAGUGGAUGAGGUCACAGGAACCAUCACUUGUUACACCAAGGGUUUUUACUGUGUUGUUCCCUUUGUUGGGAAGAGCAAAGAUGGGUGAUAAGUUGAUGGUUUUGUUCAGAAACUUGCCGUCUAGCAAGGAAUUCAGAAAUGUUCGUGUUUAUAAUGCUGCAAUUUCAGGCCUUCUCUCUAAUGACAGAUAUGAAGAUGCUUGGAAGGUUUAUGAGUCGAUGGAAACAAAUAAUGUUCGUCCUGAUCAUGUGACCUGCUCUAUUAUGAUUAUUGUUAUUAGAAAACUUGGCCAUUGUGCAAAAGAUGCAUGGCAGUUUUUCGAGAAAAUGAACAAAAGAGGAGUUCGAUUGGGCGAAGAAGUCCUCGGUGCACUGAUAAAGUCAUUUUGUGUUGAGGGUCUGCUGAGUGAAGCUCUCAUCAUUCAAUCUGAAAUGGAGAAGAAAGGAGUUUCUUCAAAUGCAAUUGUGUACAACACUCUAAUGGAUGGAUAUUGUAAAUCCAAUCGUGUAGAAGAAGCCGAAGGCCUUUUUGUCGAGAUGAAAGCUAAAGGGAUUAAACCAACCGCAGUUACCUUCAACAUUCUAAUGCAUGCAUACAGCCGAAGAAUGCAACCUAAGAUUGUAGAGGGUCUGCUGUCAGAAAUGCAGGAUUUUGGCUUGAAGCCAAAUGUCAAUUCAUAUACUUGUCUAAUCGGCGCAUACGGGAGGCUGAAAAAUAUGAGUGAAAUGGCUUACGAUGUAUUCUUGAAGAUGAAGAAAGUCGGUAUAAAACCCACUUCACAUUCCUAUACAGCAGUGAUCCAUGCUUAUUCAGCUAAUGGCUGGUACGAGAAAGCUUAUGCUGCAUUUGAAAACAUGAUCAGAGAAGGUAUCAAGCCUUCAAUAGAAACCUACAAUACUUUACUAGAUGCUUUCAGACAAGCUGGUGACCCCGAAACAAUGAUGAAAAUAUGGAAGCUGAUGAUGAGCGAGAAAGUUAAAGGAACACAGGUUACAUUCAACACUCUUGUUGAUGGUUUUGCCAAACAAGGUCUCUUCAUGGAAGCAAGAGAUGUGAUCUCUGAGUUCGGGAAGAUCGGAUUGCGACCAACAGUGAUGACCUAUAAUAUGCUCAUGAAUGCAUAUGCACGAGGAGGGCUAGACUCGAAGCUGCCGGAUUUGUUGAAAGAAAUGGAAGCUCUUAAAUUGAGACCGGAUUCGGUAACAUAUUCAACCAUGUUAUACGCCUUUGUCCGUGUUCGAGAUUAUAAGCGGGCAUUUUUUUAUCACAAGCAGAUGGUCAAGAGUGGGCAGGUGAUGGAUAUGAAUUCUUACCGGAGGCUACGGGAUAUUCUCGAUGUCAAAGCCGCAGACAAGACUAAGAGUGAUAGGGUAGCCUUGUAUGGUGCAAUUAACAAAAAGGUGGGCAUUAAGAAAACUAAGAGGAAAAAAGAUGAGUUCUGGAAGCACAAGACGAGACAUGUAAAAAGAUAUUAG
Molecule: messenger RNA, 2109 nt
Organism: Lathyrus sativus (Indian pea)
Lineage: Eukaryota; Viridiplantae; Streptophyta; Magnoliopsida; Fabales; Fabaceae
Source: the annotation of a GenBank genome assembly